This is a messenger RNA of Rhododendron vialii, 1454 nucleotides long. RefSeq names its product UDP-galactose transporter 1-like. Gene Ontology annotation, cellular component: Golgi apparatus. The record is from RefSeq and is a predicted model, not a curated record. Gene Ontology annotation, molecular function: antiporter activity. NCBI's taxonomy places the organism in Eukaryota, Viridiplantae, Streptophyta, Magnoliopsida, Ericales, Ericaceae. Bases 275 to 1297 code for a protein of 340 amino acids. The transcript is spliced from 5 exons.
AUUCGACUCAAACAUCACAACAAUUCACAUGGAAGAACAGCGGCGUGUAUACCGUAACGCUCACCCCUUCUUGCCUUCUCUCUCCCCCAAUUAGAGCCUCUAUUACUCUCUCUCUCUCUCUCUCUCUCUCUCUCUCUCUCCACUGUUGUUUCUCCAGCUUCUCUGCACUCCCUCCUCUGGAAUUGAAUUGGGUCCGUAAUUGUGGAUCUUUGGAUCAAAUUGUCUGGAUCUGGGUGGGCGGUGUUUUCGAAAUUUGAUUGGGGGAGGGAUAGAGAUGGAGGAGGCUACGUUGUGCCAGUGGAGCGUGAUUCGGUCGAUUCUCGCCAUAAUUCAGUGGUGGGGUUUCAAUGUCACCGUUAUUAUCAUGAACAAAUGGAUCUUUCAGAAACUGGAUUUCAAGUUUCCUUUGACAGUAUCGUCUAUACACUUCAUAUGCUCUGCUAUUGGCGCCUACCUGGUAAUCAAGGUGCUGAAGCUUAAGCCACUAAUUGUGGUUGAUCCUGAAGAUCGAUGGAAAAGGAUCUUUCCCAUGUCCUUUGUCUUCUGUAUUAACAUAGUACUGGGGAACGUAAGCUUGCGUUACAUUCCUGUGUCUUUUAUGCAAACCAUAAAGUCGUUUACCCCUGCAACAACAGUUGUUUUGCAGUGGCUAGUUUGGAAGAAACAAUUUGAUGGUAGAAUAUGGGCUUCUUUGGUGCCCAUUGUUGGAGGAAUUCUACUGACUUCUAUUACUGAGCUUAGUUUCAAUAUGUUUGGAUUUUGCGCUGCUUUAUUUGGUUGUCUUGCUACUUCUACAAAGACUAUCCUCGCAGAGUCUCUGCUGCAUGGCUACAAAUUUGACAGCAUAAACACAGUGUACUACAUGGCUCCUUUUGCAACUAUGAUCUUGGCAGGGCCGGCACUAUUACUUGAAGGAUCCGGAGUUGUGCUAUGGUUUCAGUCACACACUUCUCUUCUUUCACCCCUCAUUAUUAUUUUCGGCUCUGGAGUGUUGGCUUUCUGCUUGAACUUCUCUAUCUUUUAUGUGAUCCAUUCUACAACUGCCGUCACAUUUAAUGUUGCUGGAAAUCUUAAGGUUGCAGUGGCGGUCACUUGUUCAUGGCUGAUAUUCCGUAACCCUAUCUCAGCUAUGAAUGCUAUUGGAUGCGCAAUAACUCUUCUGGGUUGCACAUUUUACGGUUACGUGAGACACAUGAUAUCCCAACAGUCACCGGGAACUCCGAGAACGCCCCUCACUCCACGAAGCCUGAAGGAACUGGUUCCUCUCGUGAACGAUAAAUUGGACGAUAAGGUUUAGUUCUGGUAAAAUGAUGCAUUGAGCUUCUUGGCGGUUGAAAUGGUUAUAGGACAAAUGUUAUAUGAAACACUGCACCUCUUUGCUAUGUGAACUUACAUUAGAAUUCUUAUCAAUCAGAAAAAGAUUAAUAGAGUUUUUUUUUUCCCUCGUGCUUAAA